This is a messenger RNA of Tyto alba (common barn owl), 4769 nucleotides long. Its product is annotated as heme-binding protein 2. Lineage: Eukaryota; Metazoa; Chordata; Aves; Strigiformes; Tytonidae. The record is from RefSeq and is a predicted model, not a curated record. The coding region runs from base 304 to 1119 and encodes 271 amino acids. The transcript is spliced from 5 exons.
UGAAGAGAGCGUGAGUUAGUUCACGGGGAAAAACCCUGCGAAACACAAGGAUCUGUGCUGCGCGGCUCCUGCAGCGCCGGGCGAACCGCGGAGCUCCCGUGCAUCGGGUGCGCAGGGGCCCCGGCUCGGCCGCAAGCCCUGGCCCGGGGGGGGCCCCCCCCCCCCCCCGCUCCGGCACGGCCCCGGGGCGGGCGGGCAGAGGCGGGGGCCGGCCCCGCGUGUGCCCUGGGCAGGGCGAGCCCCUUCAUAAAGCGGCACGGCGGCGGCGAGGGCGAGCCCGGCCCCGCUCCCCGGCACGGCGCGAUGGAGACGGGCGGCUGCCGCAUGAGCGGCGCGGAGCCGGCCGGCCCGGCCGCGAUCACGCUGGAAGAUCUGGACGGGAUGGCGGAGGAGAGCCCCGAUUCGGCGUACCACAGCAACGGCAGCAGCCCGGAGGAGGAUGCCGAGCGGAUGGAGGACGAGGAGCAGGAGAGGCUGCUGAGCUACUGGCAGAGCGUGGGCAGGGGGCACCGGGUGGAUGUGCCCCGCGACAUGGCAGAGCCAAUUCAGCAACUGACUAGAAAUAACAAUCCUCAGGAGAGACAGACCAUCCCAUUUACCCUGAUCCAGCGCAAAGAAAAGCUUGGAGAUCUGCUUUACGAAAAACGUCAGUAUGGAAAAGCCAAGUGGGCUUGUAUAAAGAUGAAAGAAAAACAGUAUGAACAGAGCAUAUGCCUUGGAUUCAUGAAGCUUAUGAGGUACAUUUGUGAGCAGAAUUCCUCAGGACUGUACUUGGGGAUAACAAUACCCAUUGUGACCAUAGUCCAUACAAACGAAUCUCAAUCGGAGAUGACACAGUCAGUGACAGUAGCAUACUACCUGCCUGAAGUGCUGCAGGAUGAGCCUCCCCAUCCUUUUGACUCCGACAUAAUCAUUGAAGAAUGGCCUUCUACUAUUGUUUAUAGUAGGAGCUUCAGAGGAAUCACCAAUGAAGACUCUAUAAUGAGAGAAAUCAACCUGUUGGCGGAAAUCCUGGAGAGUCCCGAGUUAUGUUUGCAGGAUACAUUCAUCAUUGCAGGAUAUACAAACCCAGCUGCUGCCAACCGACACAAUGAGAUAUGGUUCCUUCAGAGACCAUAGCCUCCCCUUUCUGAUGCUUGUCCGUCACAGGAAUCAGUUCUGAUUUACUGGCAGAAUCUUACAGGUGAAUCACAUAAGACUAGAGGUCAAACCCUCAAGGAUUUUAGAAAUGUGGCUUUUAGCCAGUUUAGCAAGGCAAUCACUCCAACUUAAUAAUCAAACAGAAGUAACGCCUGAAACACACACUUUCCUGUGUCAACUUUUACAGUUUUUACACAAUUUUUAUGGAGAUUUUUUGCAUUUUAAAUUUUAGUUCACCUUUUUUUUUUUUUUACAAAGUAAGGGAGACAGAGACCUCUCUCCUCAUCUACUUCUUAGCAUCUCUAGACUGCCUGUGGCUUGGGACGGUCCUAGGGGAGCUCCUGGAGCCCCCGCACUGGCUGCUCUGGGCACCUAGUGCCGCCCCAGCUGCGCAAAGGCCCUCUUGGGGCUUUCAGGGGGACACACAUUACCACCACCUCACACAUGCAGGCUACGCUUCGGAAAAAGAAUGUUCAGGUCUUAAUUUCUGAAAAGAACUACCAGAUUUAGACCACUGGGAUUAAACCAGGGAGUAAGAGUCAGCCAGUGCUGACUCCUUUUAAUGUCAUCAUCUGUGGAGCAGAGAUUCUUAAUGCUAACCUCAGAAAGCAUUCAACCAAGGUACUUUUAACCUUGAGAAGAGGCCAAGAAGGCAGAAAGACCUAAUGCUCAUUAGAGUUUUGACAGCAAAAGUUACAGGUUACCUUAAUUACACACUCUUAAUAAUCCCAUGACUAUACCUGGCAUUCUUAAAUAGAAAGUGGUUAUGCUUAACUCUUCAGUUUUCUGAACACUUUUCUUCUUACGACUUCGCUGAAUGUUAAAAGAGUGCAGCUGAAGUAAGUACUUUGUUAGAUACUUUUUACGGUCUUCUGGCAGUACCACAUUACUAAUGUUAUAAAUGAUAUGAAUAUUCCACAGAAUCACAGGAAAAAUUUCAGCUAGGAGUGACCUCUGGCAGUCUCCUGGUCCAGGCUGCCCAGGGCCUCACACAGUUGGAUUUUGAGCAUCUCCAGGGAUGAGGAGCCCGUAACCCCUCUGGACCCUGUUCCACUAUUUGACCACCCUCACUGUGAGAAUUUUCCAUCCUCAUAUCUAAUUUUCCCGGUUGCAGCUUGUUUCUUUUAGCCUUCAUCUUUAUGAUAAUUCUGCAAGUAGAUAACUGCUAGUCUAGCACGUUGUGAUUGAAAGGCAAGCUCACGUAGCUCUACGUGCAUCAAAGGUCUGAAAGCAGCAUUCAUGCUUCGCUGUUUCCUACAGUUAAAGAGCACCUACUGCACUUUAGAAUCGGGGUAGCAAAUGGUUUUGCUCUCAGAAAUCCCUUCUUAAUGUCUCCCCUUACAGGUAUGAUGGUAGAGUUUAAUCUUAAUACUUAAUAAUAGAAGUAAAUGUCUUUUUACGUAAAAUUCAUGAAGUACAUCACCAGCAUUAUUUACUGAUUGCAGGAUUUAGGCUUUAAAUAGAGCUUUUGCGUCACGCAGUUACAACACACACAACAGCAACCAGAGCCAGUGCCUGCCAGCUUACAGUAAACUGGCAAACCAGCUGGAUUUCUGUAGUGCUUCUGAAUAGACGUACAGGGCUCACGUGCUGUAAGCCUCCUGCUUCCACAAGGCUCUCCACUGCCCCAGACUGACUCCAUGCCUGACCUAAAACCUCUCGCCAAGCAGCAGCACCAGGGAGCACUGGCUGGUGCUGCUGCCUGUCCUUGACCCUGACCAAGGUGCCCUCUGGAAGUCCCUGUCCCCAGGGAUGCCUUGGGGAGAGAGUGGGGGGGGGGGGGGAAGAGAAAGAGGAGGAAGAGGAGGAGAGGAGGCGCCUUCGUUUGAAUGCAAACCAACUGAUAGUCUUUGUGGGGAGAGGAAAAAAAAAAAAAAAAAAACGAAAAAAAAAAAAAAAAAAAAAAGCAAUUCUCACUUUCUUCUUCUGAAUGUCUGAUAUCCCUAGCUGUUCAGAUACCUGGCACUAGUCCAGUGCAGACAUUUGUAUUGCUGCAAAUUAACUGGAUGUCAAACUGAUGGGGGAGAAUCGCAAAAAAGACACUGGGUUUGGGAUCUCUGUCAUGCCAACCAGAAAGCUAUCAAAUCUGGUUUGCCAGGUGACAACACAAAUGCUUGUCCCAGUUGUGGCCACAACUCGGAACCACUUUGCCUGAUGUGCCAGUUUAAAUGUACAUCAAAAUAAUUCUUACUUAACAGAAUGAGAAGAUGAAAGUACCUGUCAUGUCUUUUAUUCCUCACAAUUUGUUCAAGAUACAGGAUCAAAGGCCAGGGGAAAAAAAAAAAAAAAAAAAAAAAAAAAAUCAGAUUUACUUUUCAAUAUGCCAAAUUGUUUCCUGUUUGAUUUUUAUUUAUUUUGCUUUAUAUUCAUUCUUAACAUUUCCUCAGAUUGUUGGAAAUGCCAGCCAGUAUUAAAAUGAAAUCCUACAAAUUAAUGGAAAAAAGUAAAAAGUUUUUAAAAAACGAGUUGAAUAGGGGGCCCAGAGAGGCAUUAAAUUACAGGUUUUGUUUUGCCCUCACCCCACCCCCUGCCCCGAGAUUUUUAUAAGAGCAAAUAAAGCCAAUUUUCAUCUUUGACAGGAUUUUAUGGCAAAUUAAAGAAGUUUCUGCAUUUUGAUUGCUUUUGCCAGUUACAGAAAUUAUUUUAAUUCUUUUGCACAACAAAUGUCAAAUAGCUACUGGAAGUAGUUAAAUCCUCUCACCAUAAAGUUCCAGUUUGUACAUACUUUACAUUUUAAACAUCUAUUGCAAAAAGCAUUUGCUAUAUCUUAUGUCUCUUUCCAUAGGCAGUCUUCACCUAAAUACUUCUGUGACUCAGCUACUUGUGGGUAUGUUAUAGAAACACUCUUGUUACUGACAUAUAAAAAUAAGGUAUUUAUCUGAAUGUGCUGAUAUCCUAACUGCAGCAAAGUGUUCAGUGUUGUUUGGUGUAAAACUGUGAAUUCCAGCAUAGUAUUUAUUUUGACUUACGUUAGAUGGCUUCUGCUGCUGAGAACCAAUUAAUCCCGAGUUUGAAAAUACACUUUAUGGCUACGGAACAUUAUGGAACAUUGCACCAACUUCUGUAAACAGCCCUCACAAGCAUGAGCACGAAGAAUUGCGCUUUUUCACUGACACACAAUAAAGUUUACUUAAUAGUUACACCAUUGAAUGCCAAGGAAACGUUACUAUUACUCAAAUACAUAAUUUGGGAAAGUUUGAAAACAUCAUGUCAAGCAUGAUUACCUAACUUCUGUUAUUGGACUAGGUAUUUUAGUAUCUGCCUGUGGCUCUACUUUGUCGGGCAUUGAUGAAUGGAUAUUAAUUUUUAAUUUGAAGUUAUUAGAUUUCCACUAUUCAAAGGAGAUAAUAAAACAGAAUUCACCCAUAUUUUUGGAAGAUUAAAUGAUGUAGCCUUAGCAGAUAAAUGUUGUCCUGCAUACUAUGUAUUUUUCAAACAAGCAUUAGUGCCUACAAAGUUUAUUCUAGCUAUUGUGAUACUCAGGGCCUUGCUUACUGUAUGUAUACAAAUAUAAAGAUAAUUUUUCUGGCAUUGUUGCAUUGUGUUGUUUUACACUGUUCUUCAUUUUCACUGAAAUAUUGUCUUGUUUACUGUUACUGUUUGUCAGAAUUAAAAACAAUGAUUUUAUU